This is a messenger RNA of Pleurotus ostreatus (oyster mushroom), 762 nucleotides long. RefSeq lists its product as uncharacterized. The record is from RefSeq and is a predicted model, not a curated record. Lineage: Eukaryota; Fungi; Basidiomycota; Agaricomycetes; Agaricales; Pleurotaceae. The transcript has 6 exons. Bases 1 to 762 code for a protein of 253 amino acids.
AUGUCCAGUUCAUCUUUCCUACCUUCUCAACACCCUUUCAAUGGAGCUGUUCCAGAGAGUAUUUUCAACCAGGUUGUCUCCCAAGCUGGAUGUAAUGGUUACCCAGACAUUAUGCAAUGCCUGAGGGCAGCCAAUAUUGUGCAGCUACAAACCGCCAACAACAGAGUAAAUCGGGCUGGGUUCUUCGGGACGUUCGCAACCGUGCCGGUGAUUGAAGGAGAAUUUAUCACUGAACGACCCACCCAGGCGCUGAGGCGGAGGAGACUCAAUGGAAGAGCGCUCCUGACUAUGACCAACACCUGCGAAGGCAACGACUUCGUGGAUCAAAGAACGGCCGGGACUGUCACGGCGGCAGACUAUACUCUCCGUCUGUUCCCUUACAUUGGGAUCGCAAAUGCUGCCAAUGCAGCACGACUGUAUGCUGGGGUUGGAGCGCCCAUUGACCAAGCAUGGGGGAGGGUUGAUCCUCGUAACGAUUUGUUCACGGUGUUGAUUUACGAUGCUCAUUUACAUGAAGCCAUUUUCAUCUGUCCCACCUACUUCAUGCUGAAUGCCUUCCCUGGAACCUCGUAUAAGGGAGAAUUUGCUGUCAACAAUGCGUUACAUGGUUGGGAUAUAACCUCCUACUUCCCUAGGGGAGAUGCAACUUUUGGGCGCGUGUUAGCCACCUUACGGCUCAGUAGUGUUACGAGCGGGAUGAUUGCUUGCCUUCGUAGACCCCUAGCUCCUGUUCAUUUCAUCAAGCACCUUCGAAAUAUUUGA